UACUAAUCAACUCUUCUUUUUCUCUCUAUCUCUCUCUCUCUCAUCUAUCUUACUCACUUUUUCUAUAAAUACAACCAACAUCUCUCUCCACUUCUUCAGACAAAACCAAACCCAUUUGGACUUUCUUUGUCUUAACUCUCAAAUUUCCAAAAGCUUUUUUAAAAACCUCAAUUUUUUGUUCUAAAAUUUCAUUAAAACCCUUCCAAACAGGUCGAAUUUGUUCACUAACAGUAUAUUUUCAUAUUGAAACCAUAAAAAAUGGGAAGACCACCUUGUUGUGAAAAGACUGGAGUGAAGAAAGGGCCAUGGACACCAGAGGAAGACAUCAUCUUGGUUUCUUACAUUCAAGAACAUGGUCCUGGAAACUGGAGAUCUGUCCCAACUAACACAGGUCUGAAGAGAUGUAGCAAGAGCUGCAGAUUGAGAUGGACUAAUUAUCUUCGACCCGGUAUUAAGCGCGGAAAUUUUACUGAGCAUGAAGAGAAGAUGAUUGUUCAUCUGCAAGCCCUUUUAGGCAACAGAUGGGCAGCCAUAGCAUCAUACCUUCCAGAAAGGACAGACAAUGAUAUAAAGAACUACUGGAACACUCACUUGAAGAAGAAGCUCAAAAAGAUUAAUGAAUUUGGUGAAGAAGAUAAUGAUGGCUUCUCUUCAUCAAACACUAGUUCACAAAAGCAACAUCAAAGCUCCAACAAAGGUCAGUGGGAGAGAAGACUUCAGACAGAUAUCAACAUGGCAAAACAAGCUCUUUGUGAGGCCUUAUCUUUAGACAAGCCAUCAUCAUCAACACUCUCUCCAUCGUCAUCACCAUUGUCACCAGUAAUCGUACCACAAAACAUACCUAGCUUCUCAUCAGCUUUACUUGACCGUUGUUAUGAUCUAUCCUCUUCUUCCUCCUCUACCACAACAACAACCACAACCACCAUCACAAGUAACACUACUACUAAUCCAUACCCAUCAGGGGUAUAUGCGUCAAGUGCUGAGAACAUCGCUCGCUUGCUUCAAGAUUUCAUGAAAGAUACACCAAAGGCAUUAACUUUAACAUCAUCAUCGCCGGUUUCAGAGACCGGACCGCUUUCUGCAGCAGCAUGCGAAGAAGGUGGAGAAGGGUUUGAACAAUCUUUCUUCAGCUUCAAUUCCAUGGAAGAAACUCAGAAUUUGACUCAGGAGACAAGGUUCUUCCAUGACCAAGAGAGCAAACCGGUAAUAUCAAUGGACCAAGAUCAUGGUUUGAUAUCGCAAGGAUCUCUGUCUCUGUUGGAGAAAUGGUUAUUUGAUGAGAACAUGGUUGGUAUGGCAUUGGAAGGACAAGAAGCGAUGUUCUAGAACUAAAUCAAGUGGAAUUGUUUUAAAAUUUGAGUGCUUAAUUAGUUAUGAGUUAUAACAAAUAAUAACGAGUUAUAACCUUUAAGAUAUAUGCUUAUUAUUGCAUUAGGGUUUUAGAGUCUUUAGUAGCUUUUAGCUCUACAACACUCUUUUUCCCUUUUGGUGGUAUAAUAUUUUUCUAUCUUUUUAAUUGUAUGUAGCGUAGAACGUAACACAAAGGGUUUAUCUACUUUAUUAAUGUAAUGUAUUGUACUUUGUGGCUCAUAUGGUUAUACAAAUGUAUUUUUAUGUU
Eutrema salsugineum is the source of this 1618-nucleotide messenger RNA. RefSeq names its product transcription factor MYB96. Gene Ontology annotation, biological process: response to auxin. NCBI's taxonomy places the organism in Eukaryota, Viridiplantae, Streptophyta, Magnoliopsida, Brassicales, Brassicaceae. The coding region runs from base 259 to 1326 and encodes 355 amino acids. The record is from RefSeq and is a predicted model, not a curated record. The transcript has 3 exons.